Molecule: messenger RNA, 1053 nt
Organism: Mesorhabditis belari
Lineage: Eukaryota; Metazoa; Nematoda; Chromadorea; Rhabditida; Rhabditidae
Source: the annotation of a GenBank genome assembly
AUGCUAAAAUAUUCGUCACGGUUGAUCUAUAAGACGUUGCCUUCUGUGUCUAGCUCUGCGUCGAUUUCACUAUCAGCCGCGAGGAAAGCAUCGAAUGAAAGAGAGCAAGAAUAUUCGGUACCAACAAGGGAUAAUAAAGGCAAGGAUUUAGAGAAAACGCAAGUUAAAGUGGCGAUUGAAAAGCCAAAACAACGAGCGAUUUUCGACAGUCAGACGCGCGAUGUGCCUAUAAAUCUCAAUUUUCCGAAUCCACGAGGAAGGGAUGACUGGGAUCCUGAGACGACCUUAAAGGAAUUUGUUGACGAGGCACCGGGGGUUUUAAAAACGCAUACAAAGAUGUUGGCUGGUGAAAUCAAAGAUACCAUUUUAUCCGCCGACGUUGAGCAUCCAGAAAUCAUGGAAGAUAUCGGCCAUGUGAGACAUAACGAGGCUCGUGUAGAAUAUCGAUUUAAUAACGAAGAGGCGUUAAAACUUUGGCGUACCGGCUGUGACUCGGAUUAUUCAGAGGGAUUUUCAAAAGUAAACUGGCAGCUAUCGGAUCAUGAAACGGCAAUCUUCAGUGGCAAUAUUAACACAUCACUGCUGAAAGAUGGAAAAGUGGAAAGAGCGGGUUGGGCAUCGAUAAAGUUGGAGGAUAAGAAAGCAUUCAUGCGAAAGAAGUAUUUCAAACGAUGGAGAAAUUUCACGCAUUUGCUGGUUAAGUGCCGAGGAGACGGUCGAUCGUAUAAAGUUAUGUUACAUGCUCCUCAGACAAUCGACAUAACAUGGGGCGAUUCAUGGUCAUUCCCACUGCACACUCACGGAGGUCCCUAUUGGCAAUAUGAAAAGAUCCCGUUCUCGAAAUUCUUUCACACUGUCGCCGGGAGAAUUCAAGACAAACAAAUUCCUGCGUUCAUCAGCGACGUGAGCUCGGUCGGAAUCGUUUUGAUGGAUAGAAUGGAUGGGAGAUUUCAAUUAGAACUAGACUACAUUGGAGUUUGGAAUGAUUGGACGCAUACGGAGAAAUUCGCCUACGAGACCUAUGUGAUACCGAUGUUCAACACGCAUACUUUU